Messenger RNA from Lethenteron reissneri (Far Eastern brook lamprey), 1659 nucleotides. RefSeq lists its product as uncharacterized. NCBI's taxonomy places the organism in Eukaryota, Metazoa, Chordata, Hyperoartia, Petromyzontiformes, Petromyzontidae. Gene Ontology annotation, molecular function: nucleic acid binding; zinc ion binding. The record is from RefSeq and is a predicted model, not a curated record.
GCUGGUCUGGUGACUCAGGGAGCCGGGAUCCCAGCUUAACCAAGCUGGGACAGAUAGCCUCCCCUAGUCCCGUAGUGGAGGAAUUGGUAUAGGUUAGAGGGGUUAGCUGUCGAGAAUCCCUGUAGCCAAGUGACCUGUACAACUGUGUUGGUGUAAUAAAUAAGUGUGCCUCCGAUCCUGUCGUCAAGCCUCCAUAUAUACUUACUACAUCUGGUGUCAGAAGUAAACGUCCAACGAUGGACACACGAGGGACGACACGUACCAGGGAGUCGGAGAUGGAAGACGCCGCGGCCGAAUCUCCACCAGUGAUGGCCGGGGUCGAAUCGGAGCAGCCGGGGCCGAGUACGCCCGCGCCGCUACGACAGGAGGAGGGGGAUGCGUCGGCCGAAGGACUCCGGCUGGCCCACUCCCGCCUGGCGGACCUGCUCUACGCCGCGGCCGCCGCGUUGGAGGAGAUCACGCGGCUGGGGGCUGGAGGAGCAGCGCGGGUCGACGACGGCAGCCGGCGCGGGGCGACGUUUCCCGCCACCCCGACGCGGCUCGCGGUCAAAUUUCCCGCCAUCUCUACAGUACGAGCGGAGGGCGGGGCCGGCCCGCGUCACGUGUCUGCUGAGCGCCAAGCACAAGCCGUGACAUCAUCAACGCCGGCCGGCGCGUCAACAUCAGAGCGACCGGCGAUGCCAUGUGCACGGCCCGCCCACACUGUAUCAUCGGCGGGGAGCGACGGAGAGCGUUCUGCGGCCACGGACGCCGCCUUACAACAGCGUCUGCCGCCUCUUAAAGAAUUUGUCGGCGCUGACGGAGACUGGGGCGGCUUCAAGAGGCGGUUCAUCGCUCAUCAAGAGAUGGCGAACUGGUCGGACGCCGAGGCUCUACGCGCGCUGCCAGCGAUGCUGGACAACGACGCCCUGGCUACCCUCACCUCGGCGCCGAGGGAAAAGCGCGCCACUCUACACCUGGCGUUGCAGCUGCUGUCAGCCGUCUAUGGGCCGCCUUCGGACUGCAGGCAGCUGUUCCACGAUCGGAGUCGGGGCGCCAACGAGUCACCCCUGGCCUUCCGGACGGCUCUCCUGGCUCUGGCAAAGGCUGCUUUCCCAAGGAUGGACGAGGAAGGAGUGGAUGCCAUGGUGGCUGAGAAGCUGCUGCUACUCGCUGACGAGCUGGACGUCAACGUCUUGGCUCAGGACGACGCGGAGAUGUCGUCCCUGCUGGUCGCGCGCCACAUCCACGGGGGCUUGCGGUCCCUGCGUCGGAAGGCGGCAAAGGGGGCGGCCGGCCAUGCCAUGGCGACCACCGCCCUCCCAUCGGAGGAGGUCUGCGGGGUGGAGCGGCGAGGGGAAUGGAGAUCGGCGGCACCGCAGGAUCGGAAUGGACCGAGCCGCCAGGAGCAGCCCAGGUCAUCUGGGGCGCUCACACGCUGCUACAACUGUGGCCUGCAAGGCCACGUUGCGUCUGGAUGCCGGGCUCCCCGUCAGCGCGGGGCGACACCUCGUCAGGACGCCACGCCGUCUCCUCCCAAGCUCCAGCAGAGAAAUACGGUGAAACAGGAGUGACGGGUCCACACCCACCAACCCCUCCCGGAGGGGUCGGGGGUCACUCGGCAGCGACGCCUGACUCUCUUGCACCCGGACCGUCAACAACCGUCACUGAGCGUGCCAG